Molecule: messenger RNA, 1746 nt
Organism: Schistosoma mattheei
Lineage: Eukaryota; Metazoa; Platyhelminthes; Trematoda; Strigeidida; Schistosomatidae
Source: the annotation of a GenBank genome assembly
AGUGGACUGACUCCUUUUGGUCUAUAAUAGAGACUAUUUGUUCAAUAAAACAAAACAUUCUAGUAAAUUUAUCACACAAUACAUUCAUAUUAUUGUCGACUAAUAAUAUACCCAUUUAUAAGUAUUAUCCAUUGGCGGGUAAAUAAAUAAUUUUGUGCUUUAUUCUACGACAGCCAGAUAUAAUUUUGUGAAGUUUACCCCUUUAAAGAUGGUCAAAUGAAUAUAAGAAGACUGAUAAGUUGAUCAUCAAUGAACACAUUAACAAAACAGUACGUGAUCGGAAUAGCGGGGGCAUCGAAUUCUGGAAAAACAACGAUGACUGGAAAACUUACUGAAUAUCUACAAUCUAUUGGCUUCAAUGUUACAUGUUUACAAAUGGAUGAUUAUUACUGGCCUCAUAACGAUAAACGUCAUAUACGAGAUCCUAUUACAAAUGAACCAAAUUUCGACUGUGAAUCAGCAAUUAACUGGGAAGGCAUAAUUACUUUUAUUAAAUUAUGGUCUGAAGCAAAGGUGUUGGAAGAAAAAAUCAGAAUACUUUUAAUUGAAGGAAUACUGAUAAUGAAUAAAAUAGAACUUCGGAAUAUGAUGGAUUUGCGGAUAUUUCUGAAGAUAACUUAUGAAAAUAUGUUGCAGAGACGAAAGCUAAGAAAAUAUAAUACACCGGACCCACCAAAUUAUUUUGCUAAAUAUGUUUGGCCAACAUAUCUAAGAACGCUAGACAUCUUGGAGUGUUCAAAAGACUCUAUAUGUGCGGAAACCUAAAAAGCAUUUAGUAUAAAAACUUUGUGUACAUCUAAUCUACCUCAAGAAAUAUAUUAGUUUUAAGCAACAAAGACACAAUUCCAUUAUCAACUGUGAACCAUAAGGAUAUCUAUUUAUUUCAGAACCAUAUCAGUCAAUUUUAUCCACAAACCAUGAUUUUUAAUCAAGACAAAGUGGAAGCUAUCAUUCCAAAAUUAAUUAUCAGUUGAAACUAAACAACCACUGGGUUCAAUAAAACGAUACAGUCUAAUAGGGAGUUCUCCUGGAUUUUUUAAAAAAAUAUGUUAACUAAGAGGAAUUUUUCUACACAUUUCUAUAGCUUUGAACUAUAGAUAUCUAAAUUUUAAACAAAGUGAAGUCGAGCUAAGUGUUCUAAGAAAAUUUAGCUAGAUCUUAUAGGUGAAAUAAGAUGAAGAACUUACAUUUCGAUAUCGUUCAUUUAUAGCAUGUCGCUAGAGAGAUGGCAUUUGUCUGCAUUCUCUUUUUAUAAUCAAUGUCUGGACAUACCACGACAAAAAAUGCAAACAAUUGUACUGUUUUUCAAAUACACUCAUUUCAAGAGAAUCCCUCGCUCGACUAGUCGUUCCAGAACAAAUAUUUACCAUAAUUUUAUACAUUUUUCGUCCUACGAUAUGAUAGUCAUCUUCAAUGUAUAACACUAUCUAUAUGAAUCAACACCGUUGGUACUGGAAUGUGGUGAAUGAGGACAUUUGGUUACAAACUUCAUCUCCUUGAUGACCUAAGUCCUUAUUUUAGAGUACCAGAGUCACAGUCAAUACCCCAUAGGUACACAAGCCUUCAUACACCGAAAGAUUGGAUUAUAGUUGUUUAAAUGUUAGUGGAAACAUAAUUCUGGCUUAUACGAUUAUAGGGUUUAAAUCAGUUUUUAGUACCCUCUAACACAUGCUUAAACAUCAAAAGUGAUUUUCCACUAAUCUUGUUUUUUUCUUUUAUUAGAUUAUUUUGAUAGCAAUAAUGGGG